This is a messenger RNA of Anarrhichthys ocellatus (wolf-eel), 1298 nucleotides long. RefSeq names its product deoxyribonuclease-1-like 1. Gene Ontology annotation, molecular function: DNA binding; deoxyribonuclease I activity. Gene Ontology annotation, cellular component: nucleus. Gene Ontology annotation, biological process: DNA catabolic process. NCBI's taxonomy places the organism in Eukaryota, Metazoa, Chordata, Actinopteri, Perciformes, Anarhichadidae. The transcript has 8 exons. Bases 265 to 1062 code for a protein of 265 amino acids. The record is from RefSeq and is a predicted model, not a curated record.
GUCUCUCUCUCUCCGUUUCCGGUGAGUGGAGACGAGACGGUGGAAGUGCGAGUGGCGCUAGAUUUGAAUGAUUUCUGAUCUUUUAGCUAUGUUUCUUCCUCUGUUGAGGCGGAUGGUCAAGUGAGUUUCUUGUCUUUUACUGCUUGGUGUGUUGAGUGAUUGGCGCUCUAUCGAGGUGCGUUCGGGAGGAAUGGCGUCCUCCGAAACGCCACCUCCGUCUCUCCGGCAGGGAGUGAGGAUCGUCCCCCGAAUAACAGCGUGACAAUGGAGGAGGUGUUUGCUGACUGUCGACCAGUUGGUGGCAGUAAUGCACCAGUUCAUUGUUUGUCAACCGCCAAUAAACCUCAAACAAGAAGAAGAAGACGAUGGGAGGAGUGUGAAGUAACACAGCAGCAGGUUUGGAGCCUCCACCCUGAAGCUGAAACUGCAGGAAACUCAGAGACACACGGUCGACCCUCCGCUCACCUGAACAGUCCAACCAUGGGGUCCUUCUCUCCUCGUCUUCCUCUCCUCCUCCUCUUCUCUUUCUUCACCCUGUCGGUCGAGGUAGUCGCAGCUUCAGAAUUCAAGAUCUGCGCCUACAAUUUGGAGAGAUUUGACUCUGCGAAAGCAUCCAACUCCAGAGUGCUACACACUGUGAAACGGAUUGUGUCUCGCUGUGAUAUCUGUCUCCUGCAGAAUGUGAUGGAUUCUGGAGCCAUCACAACUUUGCUGGCUUCUCUCAACAGGGACACUGACAGGUAUGACGAGUACACCUACCAGUCGGUGUCCAGUGAGAGUCUGGGAAAGUCUCCCGACGACAUGCAGCGUUACAUUUUCAUCUACAGGAUGGAGAAUGUGAACGUGACGGGACAGCAUCAGUACCAAAAAGAAAAUGCCUUCGUCAGACAGCCGUUCGCCGUUCAGUUCCAAAGCAAGAAAACCGCGAUCAAGACAUUUAUUCUGGUUCCUCUGCACUCUGAUCCCAGUCAUGCCGUCCAGGAGAUUGACCGGCUCUACGACGUCUUUGAAGAAGUCAGCAAGAAAUGGAGCAACACGGUGAGGAAAUGGGAUCUGAAAUGAAGAUGUCGGAUCUCAAACUGAAUAUGAACGAAAGUUUCAUCUGCUUUCCAUCAAUGGUGGUGAGGGGGAGUCUCUGGUCAUUUGUCUAACAUUCAUGGGCGAGCGCAGAAAACAUAACAUUAACUUUUCGUGAUUGAGGGCUGCACGUUGGUGUAGUGGCUAGCACCGUCACCUCACAGCAGAGGGGCCUGGGUUCCAUCCCCGUUCCCGGGCGAUUCGGCUCGAAAUUGCCCGUA